Eutrema salsugineum is the source of this 2562-nucleotide messenger RNA. RefSeq names its product scarecrow-like protein 33. Lineage: Eukaryota; Viridiplantae; Streptophyta; Magnoliopsida; Brassicales; Brassicaceae. Bases 233 to 2413 code for a protein of 726 amino acids. Gene Ontology annotation, cellular component: nucleus. Gene Ontology annotation, biological process: regulation of DNA-templated transcription. The transcript is spliced from 2 exons. The record is from RefSeq and is a predicted model, not a curated record. Gene Ontology annotation, molecular function: sequence-specific DNA binding; DNA-binding transcription factor activity.
UUCUUCUCUAUAGUUUAUUUAUACAUUAAAAAAUUCAUCUCCAACACUUACACAGACCAUUUCUUCCUACACAAAGCUUUCUUUCAUAGUAUCUGAAUCGGCGCAUCUUAAUCUAAACAGGGAGAGAAAAAGAAAGAUUCAACCUUUUUUUCUCUCGGAGACUUUGAGGAUUAACGAUUUGCAGUUUCUUGUGGAACAAUUUCUAGGGCUUAUUAGGGUUCUUGAGAAAGCUAUGGGUUCUUACUCUGCUGGAUUUCCUGGAUCCUUUGACAACUUUGAUUUCAAUUACCAGACCGAUUUUACCGGUUUAGGAAACGGAUUCUAUCUGAAUGAUCAACCUUUGUUAGAAAUUCCAUCUCCUCUUCCUCCUCUUCCUCCUUCAGAGCCAUAUUCUCAACAUAAUCUUGCUGCUUGUGAUGCUGAUUUCUCUGAUUCGGUUCUGAAAUACAUAAGUCAAGUGCUUAUGGAAGAAGACAUGGAGGAGAAGGCUUGUAUGUUUCAUGAUGCUUUGUCUCUUCAAGCAGCUGAGAAGUCUCUUUAUGAAGCUCUCGGUGAAAAGUACCCGGAUUCUCAGCCUCUGACUACUACUACUACAAGCACUGUUCCAUUGGUUGAUAGUCCUGAUGGUUCUUCUUCAACUUAUGCCUCAAGCACCACAACUUCCUCUGAUUGGAGUUUUGAUUGUUUGGAGAAUAACAGGCCUUCUUGGUUACACACACCAAUCCCGAGCAACUUCGUUUUCAACUCUACUUCUUCUACUAGAUCCAGUCCACAGUCUGUUGGUGGUGAUAAUGCGGUGUUGGGGUCAAGUUUUAGCGAUGAUUUGGUUUCUAAUAUGUUUAACGACAGUGAAUUAGCGUUUCAAUUCAAGAGAGGAGUGGAGGAAGCUAGUAAGUUCCUUCCCAAGAGUUCUCAGUUGGUUAUAGAUGUGGAAAAUUACAUCCCUGCUUCCAGAUCCAAGGCAAAUGAACCUAAGGAGCUAAACUCUGUUCCUCACAGAUUGACCGGAAAGAAAAGCCACUGUCGUGAAGAUGAACUCUUGACUGAAGAAAGAAGUAAGAAGCAAUCAGCUGUUUCUGUUGAUGAAACUGAGCUGUCUGAAAUGUUUGACAAGAUUCUUCUAUUUGGCCGGCCUAAAGAGAAACCUCUAUGCAUUCUUCAAGAGAAUUUCCCAAAGGAACCGGCGAAAUCCUCACCGUUAAGUAAGGGUCAUAAAGGCGAGGCAACACAGGCACAGAGACCAGCUGCUAGUAGUGGUAACAGUUAUAUGAAAGAGACACCUGAUUUGAGAACCCUUUUGGUUUCAUGUGCUCAAGCUGUGUCGGUUAAUGACCGUAGAACGGCUGAAGAAUUGUUAAGACAGGUCAGGCAACAUUCUUCAUCUUACGGAGAUGGAACAGAGAGAUUAGCUCAUUACUUCGCAAACAGUCUUGAAGCACGCUUGGCUGGUAUAGGAACUCAGGUUUACACCGCCUUGUCUUCCAAGAAAACAUCUGCUUCCGACAUGUUGAAAGCUUACCAGACAUACAUAUCGGUCUGCCCGUUCAAGAAAACCGCAAUCAUUUUCGCUAACCACAACAUCAUGCACUUGAGUACCAACGCCAAAACCAUCCACAUCAUAGACUUUGGCAUAUCUUAUGGUUUCCAGUGGCCUCCUCUGAUUCAUCGCCUUGCUUGGAGACGUGGUUCAUCGUGUAAGCUUAGGAUAACCGGUAUAGAGCUGCCUCAACGAGGGUUUAGACCAGCCGAGGGAGUUAUUGAGACGGGCCAUCGCUUGGCUAGGUAUUGCCAGAGGUAUAAUGUUCCAUUUGAGUACAAUGGGAUUGCGCAGAAAUGCGAGACAAUAAGAGUGGAAGACUUGAAGCUAAGAGAAGGCGAGUUUGUGGCUGUAAACUCUCUCUUUCGGUUUAGGAACCUCUUAGAUGAAACGGUGGCAGUGCAUAGCCCGAGGGAUACGGUUCUGAAGCUGAUAAAGAAGAUAAAACCAGACGUGUUUAUCCCUUCGAUCUUAAGCGGAUCCUACAAUGCGCCUUUCUUUGUCACCAGGUUUAGAGAAGUCAUGUUUCAUUACUCGUCUUUGUUUGACAUGUGUGACACGAAUCUAACACGAGAAGAUCCAAUGAGGGUUAUGUUUGAGAAAGAGUUCUAUGGGAGAGAGAUCAUGAACGUGGUGGCUUGCGAGGGGACAGAGAGAGUAGAGAGGCCAGAGAGUUAUAAGCAGUGGCAGGCUAGGGCGAUGAGAGCUGGGUUUAGACAGCUUCCGCUUGAGAAAGAGCUGGUCCAGAAACUGAAGUUGAUGGUGGAAAGUGGAUACAAAAGCAAAGAGUUUGAUGUUGAUCAAGAUGGUAACUGGUUGCUUCAGGGCUGGAAAGGCAGGAUUGUGUAUGCUUCAUCCACUUGGGUUCCUUUGUAGACGUUUUGUCUUAUAUCCCAAGAAACUGAUUCUCUCUAUAUAGGGUUUGUUGUCUCUUUGUUCACACAUGACAUUCAGCAUUCAGAUUUGUAUAUUUGUACAGGUUUAGGUUUCUGUUUCGGUAACAUAAUCAGGUUAAGAUUUUGAUC